AUGGCGUCUGUGGUGCAAAUGAACGGCGGAGCACUUUUGAAUGAAGACACGGGCGAUCGUUCGGACGACUUCUCCGGCUUCCAGCGGUGGAUCGCCCCCGUCGGUUCCGCCUCUUCUCCGCCACCGAUUUCCGCUCCGGACAGCGAUCCCGAGGCGGCCUCGCCGAGGACGUCCAUCGUCGACUGCCUGCUGGUGGAGCUGUACGACACGUACGGCGGUAGGAGGAACGUGGACAGCUGGGACAGCUCCACCGAGGCGUCCGGCCCGGACGCUUUCCAGGGGCGCUGCGACGCCGGCUCCGGAUUCCUGCAAGAGCUCCAGGAGAAACACACCAGGAGGCACCAAGUCAACUAUUUGGCCCGCAAAGAGCCCAAGGAGUUGGUCGCCAUCAUCCAGGAGGUCAAAUACCGAACGGGCGUCCAGUCGGCCAAGCUGAUCCGCCAGUUGAGGCGGCGAGACAGACUGGUGCACAAAUUACAGAAGAAUUAUGACAUCAUCACCGCUUGCCUGCAGGCCGUCUCGCAGAAACGACGAGUGGACACGAGGCUGAAAUUCACCAUUGAACCUUCAGUUGGGAAGAAUGGAUUCCAGCAGUGGUACGACGCCCUCAAAGCUGUGGCCAGACUUCCGACCGGCAUUCCCAAAGAAUGGAGGAAACGGGUGUGGCUCACGCUGGCCGACCAGUACCUUCACAGCAUCUCCAUCGACUGGGAAAAGACGCUUCGCUUCGCGUUCAACGAGCGCAGCAACCCGGACGACGACUCUCUCGGCGUACAAAUCGUCAAGGACCUGCACAGGACAGGCUGCAGUUCUUACUGCGGCCAGGAGGGAGAGCAGGACAGGGUAGUCCUGAAGCGGGUUCUGCUGGCCUACGCCCGCUGGAACAAAGCGGUGGGCUACUGCCAAGGCUUCAACGUCCUGGCCGCGCUCAUCUUGCUGGUGACGCAAGGCGACGAGAGCGACGCGCUCAAGGUCAUGAUCUACCUGAUUGACAAAGUGCUGCCCGAGAGCUACUUUGCCAACAACCUCCGCGCGCUGUCAGUGGACAUGGCGGUGUUCCGAGACCUGCUGCGCGUCAAGCUUCCCGGACUGUCCCAACACUUGCACCGCCUCCAGAAGGCGGCCAACAAGGAGGCGGGAGGGAGCUACGAGCCGCCGCUCACCAACGUGUUCACCAUGCAGUGGUUCCUCACCAUGUUCGCCACCUGCUUGCCGGCGCCCGCCGUGCUCAAGAUUUGGGAUUCGGUUUUCUUCGAGGGCUCGGAAGUGUUGUUCCGAGUCGCUCUCGCCAUCUGGGAAAGACUAGGCGAGAGGAUUUUGUAUUGCCAGACGGCCGACGAGUUUUACAGCACCAUGGGCCGUCUCACCGGGGAGAUGCUGGAGCGCAACCUCGUCGAUCCUCCUCAACUCAUACAGGAGGUUUACGGCAUGGCGGCCUUCCCCUUCCCUCAGCUGGCCGAGCUGAGGGAGAAAUACACUUACAACAUCACGCCCUUCCCGACCUCGGUGGAGCCCGACGGAAGCGGCUGGGAGAGCGACGACGAGGCGGCCGAAGACGACGCGGUCGCGUCGGCGCUCGGCUGUUUGGGGCCGCUCGGAGGUCUGCUGGCGCCGGAAAUACAGCGAUACCAAAAGCACCUCAAAGACCAGCGCGACAUAGCGGAGCUGAGUCCGGGCGCGGUCGGGGGAGGAGCCAGGGCGGAACACGAGGCGGCCGUCAACGGCAUGAUGACGGAGCGGAUGAGCACGGACGUCCACGCGCUCAAGAAGCAGUACGCUCGCAUCAAGAGGCGGCAGCAGCGGCAGGCCGCGCAGCUCUUCAUACGCACAGGUGGGCCGGAUCGGGACCGGCGUCGACAAUUACAAUCGUAACGUUUGCGCUUCUCCCUAGACAAGUGUCCCACCACCCGGGUCUUGCCGUCCCAACUCAACCCUUCCGGCGCCGUCGUCAACCAUCUGCUCCUGGGUCGGAAACCCCGCGGUCCUCCCGGCGGCUCCCGGCCCUCCGACGGAAGCGCGUCUUCCGCGGGCUCUCCCUGGCGAGCCCGCGUGCGCGCCCAUCGGCAGAACGUGGCCCGGGCUCGAGCUCGGUUGGGCUUCGGAGAUUCGGGAGAGUUGGACGAGGAACGCGGGGAUACCCGAGUCGAUGACGGCGUCUCCUCCGAGCGCGAAGGGGUUUCGGCGGAGGCGGAAGAGGUGGAGGUGCGUCUCGGCGCCGUGGACUUGGAGGACGAAGGUUCACACCGGACUUUGGAUCGCCGACUCGUCCCUCUACCUUCUUCGAUCGCGCCAGAAGAACCGUCACAUUUGGAGGUCACCGCCGACAGGGUGACGUCCUCUUUUCCGGUUCCCCGCGCCGCUUCCUCCACCCCUGUUCAAGGCCACUACAAAACCUCGCCCUCCUCCUCCGCACCGUCGCCCUCCUCCGUCGGGUCCUCGUCUCGUUCUUACUUUCCCUCCUCCCCGUCGGAACCGUCCUUCUCACCGGCGGCCAAGACGCCAAUCUUCUCGCCCUUCCCGUGCGUCAAACUGCCCAGGAAGUCGGCGGCCGCUCGGAGCCUGGGCCUGUACGGCCCUACCUCGCGGACGCCCGCCGUGUGCUUCCCCCAGCUGAACCGCACCACCCGGAGACGCUGA
Molecule: messenger RNA, 2637 nt
Organism: Nerophis lumbriciformis (worm pipefish)
Lineage: Eukaryota; Metazoa; Chordata; Actinopteri; Syngnathiformes; Syngnathidae
Source: RefSeq, a predicted model, not a curated record